Molecule: messenger RNA, 2280 nt
Organism: Sebastes umbrosus (honeycomb rockfish)
Lineage: Eukaryota; Metazoa; Chordata; Actinopteri; Perciformes; Sebastidae
Exons: 15
Coding region: 136-2148 (670 amino acids)
Source: RefSeq, a predicted model, not a curated record
GUUGGUCCUCGCGCACCUCUUCAUACAACUUCAGUAACCGUUAGAUAGCUACCUAGCAGAAACAUGCUAACUACCAGACCUUCCACACUAGUUGUGUUGUUUUCACUGCUUCUCUGAUAGUUACAGACGGUGAACAUGAACUGGGUUGGAGGUUCAAGGAACCGGUUCGUGGUGAAGAAUGAUGCAAAAAAGCAGAGGGAGUUCUUUGAAAAGAGAAAAAUGCAGCAGAAGUUGAGAAACUUGGGAGUCUCUCUGCCAGCAUCCCCUGGAGGCUCUAACGUUAGCUCUGGUAGUAUGGACCUGGUCACUCUGUUUAUAGUCAACCAGAUAGCUGCUAAGAAGGACAUUAAAGAUCCUCCGAAAGUGGCAGUUCUUGGCAGCUCCAAAGGAGGAUCCAAGCAUAAGAGAAAUGAGCCGCUGGUUCUCCCGAUGAGCCCCUGUUCUCCGUCACAGCUGAGUCUGGUUGAGGGCUCAGUACAAGCUCAGUACAGUGCUCAAGGGACAAGAAAAAGAAAGCAUGUUAUUCCACAAGGCUUCAAGUGUCGGCAGCUGUCACCAGUGCUGGAAUCAGCUUUCUCAGACAACAGCGCAUCUGACUACCUGACACCUAUAACCGACCCCCUCAGCCCCUUCUCCUCCACCUCAUCAGCUUCCUCAGGCCAAGGAAUGUUCCCCCUGCAGCUGAACCUCCAGCAGAGAGGCCAGACGCAGGCACAGCUACCUCCCCGCUGCUCCCCUCGCCCCUGGGACACCUCAGGGCUGGAGCAAACCAAGUUUCAGCCUUUCUCCCAGCCCAGAGGUAUGACAGACUGUGUCCCCUGGUCCUGUGGAUCCAACCCACCUCUCUACCAACUGGAGACACCCACAGCAGCUCGAGUCCUGUUUACAAGUCCAGAGCCAGAUAACACAGAGGCCGGGGACCAAGCGAGACGUGAGGUCAUCUUCUCUCUCAACCAACCGGAGGACAAGGAGCCCCUGUUGGACUUCACUCUCAACCAGUCAGAAACUGAGCGGCAGUUUGAGGGAGAUGUCUUCAGGGGCUUCAGUACUGAAGAAUGUGAAAGAAAAGGUUCUCAUUUUGGGAGCGGAACAUCAAAGAUAUACCUCAAAGAUGAAACACCCGCCACAUCUUCAGCACCACAAACUGUCCCUGACCCACAGUGCAUGGAAGUGGAGGGAAGCGACAUCAUACAUCUCUCCAACUACACUGACGUGGACUUUUCAUGUCUGGAACACAACAGCGGGCCAAUGAAUGGCUGUGAAUACUCGCCAAGUUACUCUUGUAGGAGAGGUUACCUCAGUUCAGACUCGGAUGACGAGGAAGAAUGCUGUCAGCCAUGUCUCCUCCAGGCCGCCUCUUCAUAUAUGGACCAAGCCUGUUGUGCAGAUAUCCUAAACCCAAACCAGGGGAAUCCACAACAAAGGCCCACCAAGCAUCCCAGGCCUCCCACCCCGCUCCCGAAACCCCAAAUGAACAUCAGAGAUAAUCGCAAAAUUAUGGAGAACGUAGUUUUCCAAGUUAAAGCAUCAGGAAGUGAUAGCAGCACAGCUCAGUUUGCAUCUCCACAAGCUCAGAGCUCAGUGUGCAAAUGCAAGAAAACACCCGGUGAAAGUCGAGAUGCGGGAACUCAAACUGUCUACAACCCCACAGCUGAGACGCGUGAUGCCUCGACUCAGUGCAGCGUUGUUGCGGACGUUGAAGCCACUGGGUUGUACCUACCACCACCUGUUGAUGUGUCAGUGCAGCAUCCAGCCACAGGGAGGCAAUCUGAUACCGCUGCAAAGCCACACACACCUCCAUCAGGGAAGGCAGGGAGAGGAGAGAAACCCUGGACCGAGAAGAAACCCAGGGGCGGUUCUCUAUCAGGCAGCAGUGUUAUAAACAAACACACUGACGGCAGAGUGAGACCCAUAAACCCCUUUCUAGAUGCUCUGAGCAUCACUGGUGGCAGAGGCAAGGAGAAUAGAGAGGGCAGAGAGGAGAGAGGGCAACAAGAAAAUGGCCGUGUGAUGAAAGACCUCUCAAUCGAAGCGAGAGAGGAGGUCACAUCUGGCAUCCGGGCCAACGGACUCUCAGAGGAGGCCGAGACACUCCAGGAAAUAGCUGACAUCUUGCUCCUGCUCAAACAGAAAAGGGAAGUAAGAUAGAUUUUAAAAAAAAAACUGUUCCGUGCAUGUUUUUAUACAAACCGUUAUUGUUUUAAGCACAUAAACCACAUUAAAUAUUCAAAGUCUUUGUUCUAAGUGUUAUGAAAUAAAGCCCAAAAGCGUUCACUCCGA